GCGGAAGCGAAUGUCUUCGGACAUGCAUGAGCUGCAACGUUGAUUUAGACGUUUGUCAUUUGUUGUUCGCUACGAUAUUGCUUUUCUGAUCGGGCCUUAUCCAUGAUCUGUAUAUUACUGGUUGCCGGUCACGGCACCGUGUUAGAAACACAAAUUAAGGAUGAUGCAACAGGUUUCUACAGCCAGAUGACUGGGGUUCCAAAGGCCUUGCUUCCUGGCAUUAAAGGAAAGAAGAUCCUCGACUUUUGGUGGGAAACUGUCAACACGCGGCAGUUGUUUACAGAUGUAUAUCUGGUCACAAAUGCAGACAAGUAUAAGCACUAUGAACGUUGGGCCACCGCUAAUGACUUCCCAGUAGAGAACGUGAUAAAUGAUGGCAGCACUACGCUGGAAGAUCGUCUGGGUGCCGUGGCCGACCUGGAGCUGGCCAUACGCAGCCGCAAGCUGCAGGACGACAUUGUGGUGAUAGCAGGAGACAUGCUGUGUGCAGACCAGAACUUUGACAUUGCACAAGUUAUCCGCUUCUUCAGGUCUAAGCCUGGUGAGCUAAUCGUUUACUACGAGCUUGAGGAAAGUGAGAAAAGCAGCUCCAGGGGCAUCGUGGAGGUCUGUCCUGACACACACAGGAUAUGUCGCUUCUUGGAGAAACCCCAGGAGGGGCUGACAGAGUCUCGGCUGGCCAGUGUGGUGUUCUACUGCAUUCAGAGAAACACGCUGUCCUGCCUUUCGGAUUUCCUCAGCCUGCAGCCUCAGGGCACAGACAGGACCUUCGGACAAUUCUGGGAGUGGCUCAUCAAUGAGAAGAAGAUUGAUGUGUUUGGCAUGAAGCUUCCCACUGGUUUCCAGCUUAUUGGACAAGUGGGACUGUCUGACUACACCAAGUGGCUUACCCACUAUUCCAGUAAGCAUCGAGACAAUCCUGCUAAACCAAUCACUUGCAGAUCUUAUGCCAGGGUUGGAUUAAUGGGGAAUCCCUCAGACGGCUUCAAUGGAAAAACCAUCGCCAUGACCAUUUCUAACUACUGGGCUGAGGUCACUCUGGUGGAGAGUCAGACAUUGGUUUUAGUUCCUCAUCCUCUCAAUGACCCCACAGAAUUUGGAAGCUUGCAAGACCUGUUCUGUAUAAGCAGGAAAGAGGGAUACCUGGGAGGUCUCCGUCUCCUGCAAGCGACCUGUAAGAAGUUCUACCAGUUCUGCUCCAAACAGGGUAUCGCUUUGACCAAACAGAACUUCACACUGAAGUAUGACACCAACAUUCCCAGACAAGUGGGCCUUGCUGGGAGCAGUGCCAUUGUCUCCGCUACCCUGAAGUGCCUAAUGAAAUUCUACAACGUCACAGACAAUGAUCUCCCAAAGCCAAUCAGAGCCAACUUCAUCCUCAACGUGGAGACUGAUGAACUUUUCAUUACUGCAGGGCUGCAGGACAGAGUUGUUCAGGUCUAUGAAGGCUUAGUCUACAUGGAUUUCAGCAAGAAGCUUAUGGAGGAGCGGGGCUAUGGGAAUUAUCUUACUAUGGAUACGAGUGACCUCCCACCAUUCUGGCUGGCCUACCUCAGCGACCCCAGUGACUCUGGACGCAUCCACAGCAACAUCAGACAGCGCUGGCUUAAUGAGGAGCCCCUGGUCGUUGAAGCCAUGAAAAAGUUCGCAGAGCUCACCGAUCAAGCGAGAACAGCUUUACAGAAGAAAGACUGGGGCCGCCUGGCACAGCUGAUGGACCAGAACUUUGAGCUGAGGAGAUCUAUCUACACUGAUGACUGUCUGGGUCCUGGGAAUAUCAAGAUGGUUCAGCUCGCGAGACAGUUUGGCUCAGCAGUGAAGCUGCCUGGCAGUGGGGGCGCCGUGGUGGGUCUGUGUAUGGACCCAGCCAAACUGGUGGAGAUGAGGCAAGCCUUCCAGGAGGCAGGCUGUGUCUUCUCUGUUGUCGUGCCAUACAACCCAUCUGCCAGCACCGUCAGCAGCCAAGACUAACCUCAGGGCUCCAUCACCUACUCCACCUAUUGAAGGCCAACUCACGGUCAUCGCUCGGAUGUUGCACAUUGUGGUCUUCAAUAUGUGACCGAAUCCUAACGUAAUUUCAUAGGCUUUAUUAUUGCCAUUGCCAGAUUAUUAUUAAAAUUUGCAGAACAAAGCCAGUUAGGGUAAGACUGUCAUUGUCUAAUCAUAUUUCAUGCUUUAAUUUACUAGAUGGACCAAAUAAUGUUGAGUUGAAACCAUUUUCCUUAGUAAAUCAUUAAACCUGCAGGUUUUAGAGUUCGUUGUAAAUUAUGUGUUUCCAACGUUCUUAAUGUCAUUUAAAUGAGCAGGUGUAACGUAUACACACGUAAACAUUACGUAAUCAUUUUCUAAUUGUAUAUCCUAUGAUUAUUCAUUUGUGUAAUGCAUGUCAUUUGUGUACACAAAUAAAUACUUGGGUGUUUUCUCACGGA
Molecule: messenger RNA, 2429 nt
Organism: Betta splendens (Siamese fighting fish)
Lineage: Eukaryota; Metazoa; Chordata; Actinopteri; Anabantiformes; Osphronemidae
Gene: gkup
Product: glucuronokinase with putative uridyl pyrophosphorylase
Exons: 23
Coding region: 103-1971 (622 amino acids)
Biological process (GO): biosynthetic process
Molecular function (GO): glucuronokinase activity; ATP binding
Source: RefSeq, a predicted model, not a curated record